AUCCGCUCACCUAAGAUCGCUACACAAAGGAUCUAACAACUGCGCGUUAGGGGUCACCUCAGCAUGACCUAAGAUGUUGACCAAUCAGAACGUCGCCUAGUAAAGCUUCGGUACGGUUUGGUUCUAUCGGAACUUACGUAUCUUUUCUAACGAGUCCCGGUAAAUCCGAGUAAGCAAAACAACAUGGCGGCGGCCAUAGUCUCCUCGCCGAGAACACCACAAAGGGUGUACAGCCUGACUAAUAUAUGUUGUUUGUGUGGCUUUUCUUUUGUUGUGAAGGAGAUAGAUAAAGAGGGCAAUGUUCAGUUCAAGAAAUUAUUCCGAUUGAAAUUAAAAAUGACAGACGAAAAACGAAAUGUGAUUCAGCAAGUGAUACCCAUAUCUUCAAGUGCUGAAGGAGUAUGUGUGAAAUGUUUCGGUAAGAUUGAAAAAAUAAUUAAGUAUAGACGGGAAAUUGAUGGCAUUAUAUCACACUUUGAAGAAAGCAUGAGGAGAUACAAGUUGAAAACAACACCAAGAUCAACAGCAAGGAAAAAACGACUGCUUCGAUCACCAGAGGUGUCUGCACCAGAACUGAAGAACACAUGCAGGGCAGACAUUACCAAUACACACCAUAAUGUCACUCAACCAAUUCACACAGGUCACAAGUACACAGACAUCAAGCCAGCAAGGAAGUCCCUAAAGUUUGUUGAUGAUGUUCGUACAGUUCAAAAUUCCAAAGAAGAGAUGCAACAGGAUUCCUCAGUCUGUUCAGUAACCCAACAUCAAAGAAAGCUAGGGGAUUGUCUAGUUGUAGAAGGGGUGUCGAUCAAUUAUCCCAGUGGAAGGAAAUCUGUUCUAGUCACCUCUGAUUCACACAAAGUGAUUUGCAAGGCCAUGGUUGACAAUAAAGGUGGAGUGGACAUGUCUAUUGUUAAUACACUUCGUCAGACAAAUCCAAAUGCUUUGGUGAAGGGGAUUUCCAAAGUUGUUGAAGAGGAAUGUAGUAAGGCAUGUCAUCGAGGUUCUGGUGCAUGUCUCCAAAGUAAAGACUUUGAACAUUUCUUAAGCUUUAAAUGGGAUACUUUUCACGAAGAUCUCCAGGAAAGAUGUCCUCAUACUAUGUCAGUUAUUUCAUCAACUGUACAAAACCCGCCACCAGUUAGUUUAAGCAAAUCUUUCUUUCAUAUCAUGUUUGCCAGUGCUUUACUGUUGCAUGGCAGGAGUCAAGAAAUGUCUGCCUUUCAAUAUAUAUUAGCAUUUCUCCUUGCUCGUGUUGGAUGUACUUUAAGGACCAUUGAAAUACUUUGCAAGACUGGAUUAUGUGUUCACGCACAAACACUCCAAAACAAACUUACUAGCUGGAAGGACAAGUUAGAUGAAGAACUUAAAGUCCUAAAGGUAAUUCACACUCAGUUUUAA
Molecule: messenger RNA, 1401 nt
Organism: Saccostrea cuccullata (small rock oyster)
Lineage: Eukaryota; Metazoa; Mollusca; Bivalvia; Ostreida; Ostreidae
Exons: 6
Coding region: 184-1401 (405 amino acids)
Source: RefSeq, a predicted model, not a curated record